This is a messenger RNA of Magnusiomyces paraingens, 2754 nucleotides long. RefSeq lists its product as uncharacterized. Lineage: Eukaryota; Fungi; Ascomycota; Dipodascomycetes; Dipodascales; Dipodascaceae. Gene Ontology annotation, molecular function: catalytic activity. Bases 1 to 2754 code for a protein of 917 amino acids. The transcript has 2 exons. The record is from RefSeq and is a predicted model, not a curated record.
AUGGGCGUCGGUGAAGAUAAGUGGAAAUGGGUUGGGAAGGUUUUGGGACCGACAGACUGGUUCUCCCUGUUCCUCUUUACAAAUCGAGAUAUGGUUACCAUUUUGGUUAAAGACAUUACAAUUGUCAAUGUCUAUAAUCAACCGAAACCAUCCAAGAAAUACCCUGAGCCACCGGUUUUUGAGUUUCUCAAACGGGAAAUCAAGGAACAAUACUCAAAGAUUGUCAUUGCAGGUGAUUAUAACUUACAUCACAAGGAAUGGGAAUCAAGGGCAGGUCCGAAUACGGAAGCAGAUGAAGUUGUUGAGUGGCUACAUGAAAAUGAUAUGAUGUUAAUUACUCCAAGAAAUCAAAAAAUAUACAACAAUAGAACCAAUAUUGAUUUGGUUUAUGGUUCAGUGGACUUACUUCAUAGAAUUUCAUUUAGUGGAGUGGAUGAAAAUACACUAAGUGAUCACUCAAUUGUGGAGUGGGACAUCUCUAUGUCUCAGAGUAAAAACGGGGAUGAAGUUUUUACUUCGGUGAAGAGAUUGAAUAUUAAGAAUGCAGAUUGGGAAAAGUUUGACAAGGAGCUUUCUUCUGCCAUUAAAGAUUUUAAUGUGCAUAACAAACCUCUAAAAUCAACUGACCAAAUUGAUGACCAAGCUAAAGUUCUUGAGGAGGUUGUAAAAAGAGCAAUGGCAAAGUCGAUGAAUGAAGUUAAGGUGAUGAAAAAGUUCAAACGCUAUUGGAAUCAAGAAUUAAGGGAGAAGUUAGAAAAAGCGCUAGAAGCUAAAAGGGAAGCCCGUCAAAGGCAACCUUCUUUGGCUUUGAAACGACAAAAAAUCGAAGAGGCGAAAAAAGCUAGAAAAAUUUUUGACCACAGUUUGCGUGAAGCAAGUACUGAGCAAUGGAAUAAAUAUUUGUCUAGUUUAGAAGGAAAUGACAUUUGGAAGAUUUUGAAGUAUAUUAAUCCAAAAAGCAAUGAUACCAUUAUACCACAAAUUAGAAAAGAAGAUGGAACUCUCACUACUACUGUUGACGAAAAAAGACAUGAAAUAUGGAAGGCACUUCUACCUGAAAUUGAUCAUGGUCUUGAUAGAGAGUUUGAAAUUGAUGACGAUUCUCGAUGGCCAAAAUUAGAGUUUGAUGAAGUUGACUCUGCAUUGGGUGAUACCCCAAAUGAUAAAGCUCCAGGAGACGAUGGAAUUACUGGCAAAGUUUUAAAGAUGGCAUGGCUGAAUAAAGACUUAAAGGAAAGGUGUUUCAAGCUUCUCCAAGCUUGUGUGAAGUUUGGAUACCACCCAAAAGUCUGGAGACAUGGCAUUAUUGUUGUUAUACCUAAACCUAAGAAACCUGACUAUUCAAAGCCAAGAGCAUACCGAACGUACCAAUUUGUAAGUGAAAGAGAAGCUAGUAUGCUCAUGGACCGAAGAAAAGGAUCAGUGCAAAAAAUUAGUACUGGAAUUCCACAAGGCUCACCUAUUUCACCACUACUUUUUUUGAUAUAUUCCACACCAAUGUAUCAUGCCAUUAAAGAAUGGGGUGGAACUCCUUUUGGCUUUAUUGAUGAUGUGACUAUUACCGUUGAAGGUAAAAUUGAAGAAAAUACCAAAAGCUUAAGCAACAUAUUAGAAAAAUGUUGUAAUUGGGCUAAAUCAAGAAUGACCAAAAUUGAUUUGGGUGAUAAAUUGGGUUUUAUUCAUUUUACAAAAAAUGUGAAACCUAAAGAUGAGAAAGUGCAACUUACUUUACCUAAUGGAGAACUUCGUGAACCCCAGAAGGAAGUUAAAUUGCUUGGAAUUACUUUGAACAAUCUGCUUGAUUUUAAAUCUCAUAUUUUGAAUAAAAUCAAUAAAGCAAGAAAAGCUGUUGGUGCUAUUUGGCAUCUUGGUGUCGUGCAAAAAGGUAUGCGAGGGUCUGCAGUCAGAUCACUGUAUAUUGCUUGCGUGAGACCAAUUGUUGAAUAUGGCUUAGAAAUUUGGCAUCAUAAAGUCUUGAAAGGAGAAAUCCACAAGUUGGAAGUGAUGCAGAACAUGGCUUUAAGAAGAAUUGUUGGUGCUUAUCGCACAACUCCUAUUGCGGUACUACAAAAGGAAGCUGGUAUUAUGCCAUAUAGUAUUAGGCUAAAAUUUAUGGUGGCACGAAAAGCUAUUCGUUUACACCUAAAUAUUAGCAAAACUAAUCCUAUUAAUGGUCAUUUGUUAACAUUGAUUGAGAAAUCUCCAAUUGCAAAGCUAACCACGCUUUACAUGUUGGCGAAAGAUGAUAGAGACUAUAUGAUUAAAAAGGAUGAAAAACGAAAAUGCAAGAGGGUUGAACCUCUUACACUGAAACAACAACAAUAUCAGACGAUUGGAAUUUUGAAGAAACAAGCAAUGGAAGAAUGGCAAGAAAUGUAUUGGAACAGCAGUAAGGAUCUGUGGUAUCAUAAUAUCACAGUGGAGUCGAAAUGUACUGAUAAUCUUUCCAAAAUGGUUACGGGAGUGAUCAUGAAGAAAGAUAGUCGAAGGAACUUGGGUAAUAUUACUCAAUUUCGCACAGGCCAUGGCAACUUUGGCGCAUGGUUUAAAAAGUUUGAAAUUGAAAAGGAUAGUUACAACUGCAAAUGUGGAGAGCUGGAAACAGUUCAUCACAUUUUAGUUGAGUGUCCUUUGCUUGAAGAGGAAAGAAAAGAACUGAAACGGAUAUCUCCAGAGAUGGACAUGUCGACUCUCUUAAACAGUUUAACUGGCUUACAAGAGAUUGUAAGCUUUAUCUCUGCUUGGAGGGAUUAA